AAGGGUUGCUGUGUAUAAUUUAUAAGUUUAUUAUUUUUAAAGAUGCCUCGAGUAGGAGUGCUUGUGAUGGGACCAGCAGGCAGCGGAAAAACUACAUUUAGUCAUGCGCUUGUUUCUCAUAUACAGCAAAUAGGCCGUCCAGCACAUUUGAUUAAUCUUGAUCCAGCGGCGGAAACAGAUGAUAUGGAGGCAACUAUAGAUAUUAGGAAUUUGAUUAGUUUACAAGAUGUAAUGGAAGAACUUGAAUAUGGACCUAAUGGUGGAUUGGUUUAUUGCUUUGAUUUUUUAAUGAACCAUUUGGACUGGCUUGAGGAAGAAUUAGCAGGAUUAGAUAAUGACUAUUUGGUAUUUGAUAUGCCUGGGCAAAUUGAAUUAUAUACACAUAUUCCAGUCUUACCAGUACUUACAAAAUAUUUACAUCUUCAGUUAAAUUUUCAUCUUUGUGCUACAUAUCUUUUAGAGUCGCAAUUCAUUAUUGAUAAAGCGAAAUUUUUUGCAGGAGUAAUGAGUGCUAUGAGUGCUAUGGUAUUACUUGAAAUACCUCAUAUUAAUAUUAUGAGUAAAAUGGAUUUAAUACAAUCACAAAUUCGAAAAAGUGAUUUAAAGCGUUAUUUAAAUCCUGAUCCUUUUUUAUUAAUUGAUGAAGUGAAUUCAAAGACAAAUCCUCGAUAUCAUGAUCUUAAUAAAGCCAUAAUUCAACUAAUUGAUGAUUUUCAUAUGGUAUCAUUCUUGCCUUUAGAUAUACAUAAUGAAGGCUCGAUAGAAAUGAUUUUGGCAUAUAUUGAUGAUUGUACACAAUGGGAUGAAGAUCAAGAACCAAAAGAGCCCAGAGAUUCAAUUAAUACUGAUGAUUAGUAAAAAAAACAUGAAUACUAUACUUCAUCAUUAUAAGCACA
Messenger RNA from Pneumocystis carinii B80, 896 nucleotides. RefSeq lists its product as hypothetical. Bases 43 to 855 code for a protein of 270 amino acids. Gene Ontology annotation, molecular function: GTPase activity; ATP hydrolysis activity. The transcript has 7 exons. The record is from RefSeq and is a predicted model, not a curated record. NCBI's taxonomy places the organism in Eukaryota, Fungi, Ascomycota, Pneumocystomycetes, Pneumocystales, Pneumocystaceae.